This is a messenger RNA of Tachyglossus aculeatus (Australian echidna), 2367 nucleotides long. It is a transcript of the gene CASP10, whose product is annotated as caspase 10. Lineage: Eukaryota; Metazoa; Chordata; Mammalia; Monotremata; Tachyglossidae. The transcript is spliced from 11 exons. Gene Ontology annotation, biological process: negative regulation of extrinsic apoptotic signaling pathway via death domain receptors; proteolysis. Gene Ontology annotation, molecular function: protein binding. The record is from RefSeq and is a predicted model, not a curated record. Bases 379 to 1881 code for a protein of 500 amino acids.
GAGGGGGGCGUAGGUGACCUCUGACCCCUGCCCUCCCACGGGGGGCUGCUCUCUAGGAAAUAAUCAUCACAAUCAUGGCAUUUGGAGCAACUGCUUGGAGGGAAGGGGAGUGUCCUCUCUGACAAGACGAUGCCUGGCUGAAGGAAGCUGGAGGGCGGACACAGCUUGAAGUUGGGAAUUUCCCAGGGAAGCUUUCCUGGAGAAGGUGGCGUUUCAGGAGAACUUUGAAAAUUAGAGGGAUUGCAUUCUGGAGAAGUUGAAGGCAGAAGAAAUUCUGAGAUUGUGCCCAGUGGUAAUGGUGGAGCUGGUUGGGGGCCGGAUCCCAGCUAACUGCGUAGCGUUAGGCCGCCCGACGAGGGACGAGGAGGAGCCGGCAGCAUGAACGACGAUCGCGGCGUUGGCUUCCGUCAGCAGCUCCUGAACAUCGACAAGAACCUGGGCAGCGAAGAGGUGGAGGCCCUCAAGUUCCUCUGCAACGACUGGAUCCCCUUCAAGAAGCUGGAGAAGGUGCGGUCCGCCCAGGAAAUCUUCCAGCACCUGGAGGACGGGGACAGGCUGAACCGGGAAAACCCUUUCGUGGUGGUCGAACUCCUCUACCACAUCAGGCAGCACGCUCUGCUCAAGCAUGUUGGCUACACCAAGGAAAAGGUCAUCAAGGAACUGCCCGCCAAGGGCAAACUCUCUCCAUUCAGGAAAAUGCUGUUUGAACUGUCGGAGGACAUCACUCAAGAAGACUUGAAGAGUAUGUUAUUCCUCUUGGCCGAUCAUCUUCCAAAGAAGAAAAUGCAGUCGACCCUGAGCCUUCUGCUUUUCCUGGAGAAGCAGGAGCUGUUGGGGGAGAAUAAUCUGGAGAAACUGGAGGAAGUUUGCAGACAAGUUUCGCCGGAGCUCGUGAGAAGAAUCAACAAGUACAAAAACGAGAGGCACUUUCGCAAGGCGGAUCCAGUGAGCCUGCAGGAGCAUGGUGAGAUAAUGCGGUCCUUUGCAAGACAAGAAGAUGAUAAGGUGGCAAAAGUCCCUCUGCCCGUUUCCAGAGAGCUGGUGGGCGAGUCCAACUUCAGGAGGGGAUCAGAAGGCAGCACAGAGGAAAUGUCAACCUAUAGGAUGGAUCGGGCCCGUAGAGGUUACUGCAUCAUUUUUAACAACUUUACAUUCAAGGGCAAAUUAAACUCCAGGAAGGGAACUCAGAAGGAUGUGGCCGAGCUACAGCGGGUGUUCCGGUGGCUGGGUCUGGACGUGGAGACGUUCAACGACAAGACCAGGCAGGAGAUGGUGGCGACCCUGGAGGAGUGUAGCAGGCGGCCGGACCACGACGUGCGGGACUGCCUCGUCUGCUGCGUGCUGUCCCACGGCGAGUCGGGCGCCGUCUACUCGGCCGACGAAGAGCUCAUCCCCAUCCGCCAGAUCAUGUCCUACUUCACGGCCAAAGGCUGCCCCGGCCUGGCCCACAAGCCCAAGCUCUUCUUCAUCCAAGCCUGCCAGGGCAAAGACAUCCAGGAGGCGGUGCAGAUCGAACCGGACGCCCGGAACCCCGAACUGGACCCGCAGCCCGAGCCGCCCCCAGCCCCGCGGGAGUCUCCCAAGGACAGCAUUCCCGCCGAAGUGGACUUCCUCUUGGGCAUGGCCACCGUCGACGGCUACGCGUCCUUCCGCCACGUGUACCAGGGCACCUGGUACAUCCAGGCGCUCUGCCGCCAGCUCCAGCUACUGGUACCCAGGAGGGAAGACAUCCUCUCCAUCCUCACAGCGGUCAAUGACGACGUGAGCCAGCGGGCGGAUAACUUGGGGAAGAAGAAGCAGAUGCCCCAGCCGGCCUUCACGCUCCGGAGGAAACUGGUAUUCCCCGUGCCGCGUGGAGCCCCACCGUCCAGCCUGGAAUAGCCUCUUUCAGCCCCAGGGGCUAACGUCCAGCCGGACCUCUGCCGGAGAGCAUUUCUUGGAGAGCAUUUCCACGUGUCUGUAGAUGGAAAGUAUUUAUUGUGUGCAGGGCACAGUUCUAAGCACUUGGGUCAGAGUAAUGAUGUUCCCUCAAGAGCUUAGAAUCUCACGGAGACAGACUCAAAGCAAAUGGAGGAGGGGGAAGAGGCUUGGAAGAUCGCAAACUUAAAAUUGGGGUCAGGUUAAUGGAUCUGUCCAGGACCCCAAAUCUCAGGGAGUGGGGCCAGGGGGCUGAUAUGAACAUCAUGACUUCACAAUUUCACUUUGGACUGUUUGGGCUGUGUGCAUUUUGAUUGAUGGAGGGGUGUCCCUUCUCCUCUGGAGUGCUAUUUCUGUCACUGGCAGGAUCGAUCAACCUUUGUGAGCGGAGCCCUGUACUGAGUGCUUGGGAGGCUACAGUAGAGUCAGUUGACACCAUCCCUGCCCUCA